UCAAUGGUUUUGAUUCGUUGACCGAAUGCAGUGAAGUAUUUGUCAAAAGUGAAGUUUCAACGGUUUUUCACCAUGUCGUCCCGUAUCAGAAGUACUUUUGGCACAACGCAAACAAUGAGGACAGCCAACCAGGAAAAUAUUCCAACAAUACUGGAGGGAAAGAAUGUUCAAAAUGAUGCAGUAAGAUUGACGAAAAGGCCCGCCUUAGUCACAACAACAAACACCAUCUCACAACAGCAAGCAGCAGUGAAUGCAGCAGCUGCAGCUAAAGAGAAAUCAAAACUUGUCAAGAGACCCGUCCUAGCUGAGCGGAAGCCGUUGGUUACUGCCCGCAACCCCAUCAGAGCUGGCGCCAAGCUGCCUCAACCAUCUUCCGUCACGACCUCCAGGCCUCUAAGCAGAACAAGUGGUUUACCAGUUCCCUCCUCCCGAUUGCCGACCGGUAGCAGUACUUUAACCAGAAAACCCAGUGUCCUUAAAUCCGUUGAAAAUAUCUCACUUCCCAAAUUAGAACAAUUAAAAAUCACCAGCGAAAAGACAGAAGAUGAACAGUGUGAUUUACCCGCUUUUAGUGAAAUUGAAGAUAUUGAUGCCAACGAUCGCGACAAUCCAUUCUUAGUAUCACCCUAUGUCAAUGAUGUCUAUGACUAUCUGAGGAACUUAGAGGCAAGAAAUCCCAUCAAGAAAGACUUUUUGCAAGGAGCUCUGAUCACGUCCUCAAUGAGAGGCACUCUCGUCUCUUGGUUAGUGGAAGUGCAAGUGCAGUAUCGCUUGACCCCAGAAACUCUUCAUCAGACUAUUUUCAUCGUUGAUAAUUAUUUACAGAGAACGAAAGACCUGCCGAAAAACAGACUCCAGUUGGUUGGUGUGACUGCAAUGUUCAUCGCAGCCAAAUACGAGGAAACCUACUGCCCAGACAUUGAAGCAUUUGUUUACAUUUCAGACAACGCUUUUACAAGUGGAGAAGUGCUGGCGAUGGAGAAAAAGAUUGUGAAAUGCCUGGACUUCGCAAUUAAUCGACCACUGUCAAUUCAUUUCCUUCGGCGUUACAGCAAAGCUGCAGGGGCAACAUCAAUAAUUCACUCCUAUGGGAAAUAUUUCCUCGAGCUUGCCUUGGUGGAUUAUGCUUUUACUCACAUUCCUCCAUCCAAAGUUGCAGCUGCAGCCACAUACAUAGCUCUAAGUGCCAGUAAAAACUCGUCUUUAUCCUGUGAAUCCACAUGGACCCAGGAACUACACUACUACUCAAAGUAUUCAUUCAAAGUGAUCAAGCCCAUCGUCAAUUUGCUAGCAAAUACCAUCCAGCAUGUCACCGCAUCCAAGAAAAUGAAUGUUAUCAAAGUCAAAUACUCGCAGGAGAACUUCCUCAGGGUCGCCAUUGCUACAGCUAUUCAACCAGCUCGCAUAAGAGAACUACUGGAAAAGCAAUGAAGCUGAAACCAUUUGUGUUUGUAUAGCCGUAACCGAAAAUGAAUGAAAGAAAAAGAGACUGUCCUAUUAUUGGAAUUGUGUAUUGACAGUCCUUUUUCAAGUGAUUUUAAUCUAUGUAUUAAUCCUGUUUUCCAUUGCAGUCAUUAUCUGUUGUUUUCAUUGUAUUUUUGUGGAGGUCUGCUCAAUUGGUAUCUUAAUUAUUCCUUUUUGCACAAAAUUUUUCCAAUGACUCAGGUUUUCAUCUUAAUGAGGUAGCUUUAUUAAUCAGUUUUUGUUGAAUCUCCACCUCGGCCAAUAUUAUGCUCAUUAUUGUCACAAAUCAUUGUCUCUUACACAAAGGAAUGUAACUCAUCUUUGUUGCUUCCGUAUUCAUAAAAUGAUUUUUUCAUAACUGAACCAUCGCCUAAAUUUUCUCAAGAUUUUAGAUUCUUUUCUAAUAAGUGUAAAAAAAAAUAAUUGAAAAUGUUACGCAAACCUAUGGCACAAUUCUCCUGUAAGGAAAAUGAAUUGUCAAUAAAGAAUACUGAAGUAGGGCAAUUCGGUUAUGUUCCUUCAUGUAGGAGGCGAGGAACUAAUCAUUUUUCUCCUACGAAGGCAGACAAGAGCUGGCAGUAUUCAUGGCGAGUUCACUAAUUUUUUUUUCCUUUAGAUGACCUUCGAGAGCAUCCGCUUAGUUUUCAUUCUCAGUUUGAUAGUGAGAAAACUAGUCAAAAACUAGUCUUCUUUUUCUUUUGAAUUGUUUUAAAGAGCUUUAAGAGAGUUUUUGCUUUUCGAGUAUUUGAAUAUGAGUAUCGAAAAGCAGACUAGUGCCCUUAGACACUGAGUGACGAACAUGUAGCAUCUGUUAGUAAACUCUGAAAAUACCAUCCUUUGAUCAGUCAUACAUUUUGUAGUAAAUUCUAUACCACUAUUGGACAGCUUCAGCCAGAAUCAGUGUACCUGUAUUACGCAUUGCCUCUUUUCCUGCCUAUUUAUUACUAUCAUUUAAAAGAGGAAACCGAGCAGCAUUUUGGCCUCAAAAUUUUAUGGAGUUUUUCUCUGUGAUCUGAAGAGAUUAAGAGAAAGUUUCAAGGCAUGAUGAUGCAUAUUUUUUGAGAGGAAAAAACCUGAAUGAAAUUUCCAAGUGUGAACACUGUUGGACUGAUACUGGUCAGAGCCUUUCAAUUUAAUGCAUGUACUAUGAAAGGUAUGAAGGUAUGAAGGUGUACGAUCAGUUAAGUUUCUUUAAAUUUUCAUGACUUAUUCAGUAUUUCUCCUGAAAAUCGCAGGCCUUGUCUAAAAUGCUGGAUGAUUUUUUAGCACAUGCUAAGAAGUAAAAGUUGCUUUAAAAUAAAUUUUUCUCAAGUUUUGAGAAAACUAUAAAUUUUUGAGAAUAGAGUUUAGAGAAGGGUCAAGCUACUUUCAUUAACUUUCUACUCUUUUUUGAGCUAAUCGAGUUAAAAAUUCACUUUUUCACGGAUAUUUCAUGAUAACAAGUUGUAAGGAACCCUCUGAAGUUUUCAAGUAAUUUUUUGUUCUCCAACUCCCAGUGUUACUGUUUCACCACGGAAUCAAUUCGGAGGAUGAAAAAUGGCCCACAAAUUUUGGAGAGUUUUUCCUAAAAGUUACUGUAAUAUCACCCUGGACAAAUUUUCGACCUAUUAGUUCAACAAGGACUUGAAAUCAGUCACCGAACAACUAACAUUUGUUUAAAGACAACUUUUGCUGUAUUCGCUCAUGGCAUUGCUACAUUGGAGUAGUUAAGUGCCAGUAGGUCCUUUUGAUAGGUCCGUCUUUGAUCGUUUUUCAGUUUUUAGAUGCAGAGGUUUAGUGUGGAGAUUCAAAUGAAAACUAAUGUCAAUGGCUUUUCAAAAGCUGGAAUUUUGUAGUUCCCAAUUAUUAUACUUGUACAGUGCAAGUUUAAUUUUGCACUAGUAACUGACUCGAGCACUCCACAAGGAUCAUCAAUUCAUAUUUUUUACCUUGUACAUAUUCAAUUGUUUUAUUCAAUCAGCUCUCAAUGUUUCAACUUUACCAUUUGGUCUACAGCCGAGUAUCUCUUUUAAAAUUUUUGGGAUUUGUAGAGUCUGUUAUAUGCAAAAAAGACUCCAAAAAUUUAAUUUUUGAAUUACCAAAUUCCCUUUGGAAUGAAUUUUUUCUUUUUGAAGGUUGUUCAUUGUUCCCAUGAUCAUUGGUUUCCAGAAGUUACGCUAAGAUAAAUCUGUAAGAAAAAUUGUUUUAAACUCUUGAUAAGAAUUCCUAUAGCUGCAAUUUUGACUUUUUAAGUGACCUUUUCCAUUUUAAAACUUGCAAUUGAAUUCAAAUUAGAGUAUUUGUCAACUAUUAAUGUAUAAGACCACAAGAAUUCAACCGUUUGUGUUUUGAUGCUGACGGUUGUAAGCAAACUGCCCUACUUUCUGUUUAGUUUAAAUUUCUUUGUCUUUGUAUUCUUUUCCUGCAGCUCUUUUAUGUACUUUUUUGCAAGAUUUGCCGACUUUUACCAACAUACCUCUGACCAAUUUAUAGUUUCCUAGUAGAAAUUUCUAGUUGACUAUUCAUAAUCAAAUCUGAUAGACUUAUUUUAUAUCUAGUUAAUUACAUAGUAUUAAUAAUGUUUUUGGAGAAACUCCGACCAAUAAUGUUCAAACCGCUCUACUGUACAGCCUAAUGACUGAAGCAUUUAAAAUUUUUUCACCAAAUGAACUGAUAGAGUCAAAAUAGUUUGUGCAAGUGAUAUGUAAAUAUUCGGUGAUUCAAAUAAACGUUUUUUAUUUUUACUAA
Molecule: messenger RNA, 4191 nt
Organism: Bemisia tabaci
Lineage: Eukaryota; Metazoa; Arthropoda; Insecta; Hemiptera; Aleyrodidae
Gene: CycB
Product: Cyclin B
Biological process (GO): mitotic cell cycle phase transition
Molecular function (GO): cyclin-dependent protein serine/threonine kinase regulator activity
Source: RefSeq, a predicted model, not a curated record